GCAGGCGGCGCCUCCGUCCGGCCGAACAGCAGCGAGCGGCGCAGCGCGGAGAGACGGACUUUCUCAUCUUUCCGAUUCUUUUCGUUUCAUUCCUCUGUCGUUUGUCAUGAUCGGCGGCCCGAAGCCCGGAUCCGCCGCCGUCCUGUAGUCCGGCGCCGUCGGUCCCGCCGGUUCUGCUCUCUCGGCUCUUUAUUCUCGGCGACCGGGUGUUGGAGGCUCCGGUGGGGUCCGGUGGAGGACGGUGGAGGACGGUCUUACGCACUCGGGGAGGAAACGGAAAAUGUUAGAGAAAUGAUCGCUGCUCAGGAUUUACAGACGGACUUCCACUACCCUCAUGAAGCCGACACUCAGCUGUCUUCCGAUACGGACUUGGAGGAUCCUGAGGUCCGUAAUGCCAAAUCAGGGAAAGGAAAGAAGGGUAAGAAGGUUCCAGGUGAGAAAGGUAAAGGUGUGCUAGUUCGUGCGCCGGGUCGAGUGAACGGCCACCAUCAGGAGAACGGCAUGGAGAACCUCAGCCUGUUUGAGAUCGUUAAACUGGGCAAGAGCGCAACACAGUCGGUUGUGGACGACUGGAUCGAGUCGUAUAAGACUGACCGAGACGUCGCUCUACUGGAGCUCAUUAACUUCUUCAUCCAGUGCUCAGGCUGCAAAGGUGCCGUGAGUUUGGAGAUGUUCAGACACAUGCAGAACUCGGAGAUCAUCAGAAAGAUGACGGAGGAGUUUGAUGAGGACAGUGGUGAUUACCCCUUCACGAUGGCUGGGCCCAUGUGGAAGAAGUUCCGGUGGGGUUUCUGCGAGUUCAUCUCUGUGUUGGUGCGGCAGUGCCAGUACAGCAUCAUCUACGACGAGUACAUGAUGGACACUGUCAUCUCCUUACUGACCGGCCUGAGCGACUCGCAGGUCCGAGCAUUCAGACACACCAGCACGCUCGCAGCGAUGAAGCUGAUGACCGCACUGGUGAACGUGGCUCUGAAUCUGAGCAUCAACAUGGAUAACACGCAGAGGCAGUACGAGGCCGAGCGCAACAAGAGCCUCGGAAAAAGAGCCAACGACCGGCUGGAGCUGCUGCUGCAGAAACGCAAGGAGCUCCAGGAGAACCAGGACGAGAUCGAGAACAUGAUGAACGCCAUCUUUAAAGGAGUGUUUGUCCACCGAUACCGUGAUGCUAUUGCGGAGAUCAGAGCGAUCUGUAUCGAGGAGAUCGGCGUUUGGAUGAAGAUGUACAGCGAUGCGUUUCUGAAUGACAGCUACCUGAAGUACGUGGGCUGGACGAUGCACGACAAGCAGGGGGAGGUGAGGUUAAAGUGUCUAACGGCUCUGCAGGGUUUGUAUUAUAACCGUGAGCUGAACGCCAGACUGGAACUCUUCACCAGCCGCUUCAAGGACCGGAUCGUGUCCAUGGCUCUGGAUAAAGAGUGUGACGUGGCUGUCCAGGCCAUUAAACUCCUCACACUGGUCCUGCAGAGCAGCGAUGAGGUCCUGACGGCCGAAGACUGCGAGAGCGUCUAUCACCUGGUUUACUCCGCCCACAGACCCAUCGCCGUGGCAGCGGGAGAGUUCCUCUAUAAAAAGCUGUUCAGUCACCGCGGUCCGGAGGAGGACGCGUUACCCCGCAGAGGCCGACAGUGUCUGAACGCAAACCUCAUCAAAACCACCGUCUUCUUCUUCCUGGAGAGUGAACUCCAUGAACACGGCGCCUACCUGGUGGACAGCAUGUGGGACUGCGCGUCUGACCUGCUGAAGGACUGGGAGAGCAUGAUCAGCCUCCUGCUGGACGAGCCCUUCCCGGGAGAAGAAGCUCUGACGGACAGACAGGAGACGGCGCUGAUCGAGAUCAUGCUUUGUGCCGUCAGGCAGGCCUGCGAGUGCCACCCGCCGAUCGGCCGCGGGACGGGAAAGAGGGUCAUGACGGCCAAAGAGAAAAAAACCCAGCUGGACGAUCGAACGAAGAUCACGGAGAUCUUCGCCGUGGCGCUGCCGCUGUUACUGGCUAAAUACUCCGUGGAUGCUGAGAAGGUCACUAACCUGCUGCAGUUACCGCAGUACUUUGAUCUGGAGAUCUACACUACUGGCAGACUGGAAAAGCACCUGGAGGCACUGUUGCGUCAAAUCCGCGAGGUGGUGGAGAAGCACACGGACACAGACGUUCUGGAGGCAUGCUCCAUGACGUUCCACGCGCUCUGUAACGAGGAGUUCACUAUCUUCAACCGAGUGGACAUCGCGCGGAGCCAGCUGCUGGACGAGCAGGUGGACAAGUUCAACCGUCUGCUGGAGGACUUCCUGCAGGAGGGGGAGGACCCUGAUGAAGAUGAUGCCUAUCAGGUUCUGUCGACGCUCAAGAGAAUCACAGCCUUCCACAAUGCCCACGACCUCACCAAGUGGGAUUUAUUCACCAGCAACUACAGACUCCUCAACACCGGCCUGCAGAACGGGGACAUGCCUGAGCAGAUCGUGAUUCACGCCCUGCAGUGCACUCACUAUGUCAUCCUCUGGAACCUGGCCAAGGUCUCCGAGGGCAGCUCCCAGAAGGGGGAGCUGGUGACGCUGAGGAAGCAGAUGCGGGCGUUCUGUUUGAUGUGUCAGAGAUACCUGAGCAGCGUCAGUAUAGCAGUUAAAGAACAGGCCUUCACUAUCCUGUGCGACGCUCUAAUGAUCUUCAGUCAUCAGAUCAUGUCGUCUGGUCGAGACGCUCUGGAGCCGCUGGUCUUCAGUCCCGACUCGUCUCUGCAGAGCGACCUGCUGAACUUCAUCCUCGACCACGUCUUCAUCGACCAGGACGACGACGGCAGCACCGACGGGCAGCAAGACGACGAGGCCGGUAAGAUCGAAGCGUUACACAAGCGAAGGAACCUGCUGGCCGCUUACUGCAAACUCAUCAUCUACAACGUGGUGGAGAUGAGCACCGGGGCGGACAUCUUCAAACAGUACAUGAGAUACUAUAACGAUUAUGGAGACAUUAUAAAGGAGACGAUGAGCAAAACACGGCAGAUCGACAAGAUCCAGUGCGCCAAGACGCUGAUCCUGAGCCUGCAGCAGCUCUUUAACGAGAUGCUGAGUGAGAUGGGCUGUAACUUCGAUCGUUCCACGUCUUCGUUCUGCGGCAUUAAAGAACUCGCCCGGCGGUUCUCCCUCACCUUCGGCCUCGACCAGCUGAAGACCAGAGAGGCCAUCGCCAUGCUGCACAAGGAUGGCAUAGAGUUUGCUUUUAAGGAGCCGAGUCCUCAGGGAGAGGGCGGACCCCCACUCAACCUGGCCUUCCUUGACAUCCUCAGUGAGUUCUCCUCCAAACUGCUGCGCCAGGACAGGAAAACUGUUCACUUGUAUCUGGAGCGGUUCAUGACGUUCCAGAUGUCUCUGCAGAGGGAGGACUGCUGGCUCCCUCUGAUCUCCUACAGAAACUCCCUACAGGCUGGAGCUGAUGACGACACCAUGUCCGUGGUCAGCGGGGUCAGCAGCCGGGGGACAACUCGCAGCAAGAAGACCAAAAUCACCCCUGCCCCCGCCAAGAGGAAACUCCCAGAGGAGGACAGCAGCUGCAGCAGUGACGCGGGGGUGUGGAUGCCCCGCGAGCCCACCGUGCAGCAGACCCCUGUGAUGAUGUCGUCGCCCCACAUGGCGUCCACUGUGCUGCGGGAGGCCAAGAAGCUCCGCCCAGACGAAGGAUACGUGGGAGUUUACACGAUGAGCAACGAGCCGCAGCACACGCCGCUGCAGCCGACGCACCAGGCCAUCGACUACAAUACGCAGGUAGCGUGGAUGCUGGCCCAGCGGCAGCAGCAGGAGAGAGCCAACAUCCAGAACGCCAAGAUUAGGAGCCACAUGCAGCAUGCCAUCCGGCGGAGCACGGGGCUGAUGGAGGACGAUGAGGAGCCCAUUGUGGAGGAUGUGAUGAUGUCAUCAGAGCAGCGUCUAGAAGACCUGAACGAGGGCAUGGACUUUGACACCAUGGACAUUGACCUGCCUCCGUCUAAAAACCGCCGCGAGAGAUCAGAGCUCAAGCCUGAUUACUUUGACCCUGCCUCCAUCAUGGACGACUCGGUGCUGAACGUCUCGAUGUUCUGAUCCGUUCUGCUCUGGUCGGUGUGGAUGAGCCAGAGACAGAGAGAGAGGCAGACAGACAGGCAGACAGACGCUCUCUUCCUGCGCGCACACUUCCUGUUUGUCCAGCUGUGGAGUCCGGCUGCUCUUCCUCCUUUAAGUCAUCAGUUUCUGCAGUUUAACUCUCGGUGCGGCGCAGCACAGCGCCCCCUGCUGGAGCGCCGCCUCGCAAACGGCCACAACACUCACCUUAACAGACAGACAGACGGCUCCAGACGCUCUUUUCUAAACGGCUUUUCUGUUUUUGUAACUUAUAGCAGAGUUUUUGAUUUGUAGGUUAUUUUCUAAAGACAAUCAGCUGUAAAUCAGAACUUUAUAGACUCGAGACGAGUGUUUAAAUCGACGUUUCUAAGCAGAUUUCCUGUGUGGGACGCGGGUUUAGAGCUUACCAUGUUUUUGUUUGUGUUUGUUUUUAUUUCUCUCUGUGGACUGAGGGUCUUCCUCGACGUACGAAACCCCACUCAGUCGCCGUGAAGUCGUCGCACUCCGGGGAGCUGCCAAUCGGGCCGGAGCGACACAUCUCCGCGUUUCUAUUGGUCCUUUACUCCGACAGCCACGGCCUAUUGGGUGAAACCUUAAAGCCCCCCCACCCCAGUGCUCGCUCAGGACGGAGCGCGUCUUCACAGAGUCGUUUAUUUUACCGAAUGAAUGAAAAACUCGCAGAGAGAAACGUGAAGUGCUCUGACUCUGAUUUACUCCAUUUAAAUUAGCUGUAUUAGGCUUUAUAAUAUAUUGUUAUAUCUCUAAAGAAUAUAAUUAUAUAUUAUAUAUUCUACACAAGCGUGUGAAAAUGUGAAUUGGUGCUGAUUUUCUGUAUUUAAGUUGUUUUCCCAUCGUAGCCGCUGAUCAGACUGUGGAUCCCACUGCAGAUCAGACUGUGGAUCCCACUGCAGAUCAGACUGCGGAUCCCACUGCAGAUCAGAUUGUGGAUCCCACUGCGGAUCCCACUGCAGAUCAGACUGUGGAUCCCACUGCAGAUCAGACUGCGGAUCCCACUGCAGAUCCCACUGCAGAUCAGACAGUGGAUCCCACUGCAGAUCAGACAGUGGAUCCCACUGCAGAUCAGACUGCGGAUCCCACUGCAGAUCAGACAGUGGAUCCCACUGCAGAUCAGACAGUGGAUCCCACUGCAGAUCAGACUGCGGAUCCCACUGCAGAUCCGACUGCAGAUCCCACUUCAGAUCAGACUGCGGAUCCCACUGCAGAUCAGACUGCAGAUCCCAUUGCGGAACCAACUGCAGAUCCAACCACAGAUCCCACUGCGGAACCAACUGCAGAUCCCACUGGGGAUCCCACUGCAGAUCAGAUUGCAGAUCCCACUGCGGAACCAACUGCAGAUCCCAUUGCGGAACCAACUGCAGAUCCAACCACAGAUCCCACUGCGGAACCAACUGCAGAUCCCACUGGGGAUCCCACUGCAGAUCAGAUUGCAGAUCCCACUGCGGAACCAACCGCAGAUCCUACUGUGGAUCCCACUGCAGAUCCCACUGCGGAUCCGACAGCAGAUCUAAUGUUUUUCUUUUCACUAAAUCUUUUUGUUUUUUCUCCUUUUUCGUUUUGCAUCGUCGCAUUUCCUGUUUUUCUUUUUUAUUUUGGGGUGGGCAGGUGUUUUUCGGGGGUCUGAAUCAUGAAUAUGUUAACGAGGGUGUGUUUCCAUGGUGAUGGUGUAAUCGCAGUGAGGCGACUGUGGGACUGAAACACAGUGUUCAGGAUCGAAAUUAAUAUUUAUGAAGUUUGGAUCACUUAUUUUUGAAUAUUUGUCACAGUUUAACCCCCCCUCCUCCCCCCCGUGUUGAACUGCUGAACGAGUGCAUGAGUGUGUGUGUGUGGGUGUGUGUGUACGUACAUGUAUAAUAUGAUAUCGGACUGUAUAUAAAUCCAAGUGUUUUUUAUUCUAUUUACAAAAAACAAUGUCCACUGUUCCAUUUCCUGUUUGUAUUUAUGUCGGAGACGGAAGAACCUUUUGGAACAAAAUAAACCCUCGGCUGUGAUUUCAA
This is a messenger RNA of Pygocentrus nattereri (red-bellied piranha), 6095 nucleotides long. It is a transcript of the gene stag2a, whose product is annotated as stromal antigen 2a. Lineage: Eukaryota; Metazoa; Chordata; Actinopteri; Characiformes; Serrasalmidae. The coding region runs from base 292 to 4062 and encodes 1256 amino acids. The record is from RefSeq and is a predicted model, not a curated record. Gene Ontology annotation, biological process: sister chromatid cohesion. The transcript is spliced from 34 exons. Gene Ontology annotation, molecular function: chromatin binding. Gene Ontology annotation, cellular component: cohesin complex; nucleus; chromatin.